GCGAAAGGAGGCGAGACAAAGAUGGCGGCGGCGGCGGGGGAAGCAGCGUGAUAGUUUAAGGCUGUAGCAGUGGCACCACCAGCCGAGUCACAGUGCUGUGAGACGGACGAGCGGGACAUGGACGCCACGCCACAGUAGAAACGCGCACACCACACGAUUUUCCGCGCCGAGCCUUCGGAAUAAGAGGGGACCUCGCACCGGGAGCAUGGCUUCGCCCAGCAACCAGUACAUCUUUGGGGAGUUCAGCCCGGAUGAGUUUAAUCAGUUCUUCUUGACUCCUCGCUGUUAUGUUGAGCUUCCCCCUUUCAACGAUAAAGUCUCCUGUGUCAGUCAUAACUCAGGAGAUUACUGCACUCUUGCUGUUCCUUACAUAACGGAAUCAAUGAGACGGCAGGUUUGUGGAGAAGACUACCAGCACAUUGAGUUUGGUGUGGAUGAGGUGAUGAGCUCUGAGCCUGUGGCGGUUAAAGACCCCUUGUACAAAGUAUCCAGCACGCUGAACCCACAGGCUCCUGAAUUCAUCCUGGGUUGCCAGCCGGCUCAGAAGGCCCCGCCCACCACGGCAGCUGUGGCACCCGGCGACGUUCCACAUGGCACCCACUUCAACUCUGUGGACUGCGCUGACUCUGAGGCCUCUGCCCAGGACAGCCACCAGGUAUGCUCAGAUCUGGAUGGCAUGGGCGGUGCCCUUGGUCAGCGGGAGCGGAAGAAAAAGAAAAAACGUCCGCCAGGAUAUUACAAUUACCUGGAGGGCUCGGGGAGCGGAGGUGGCAGCAUGGCCAUGGAUGGGGUGGCAAGCCCAGGCCUGGUGAAUGGACACGCCCUCAGUGCUCCAGUCCUGGUAUCAGAGGACACGAUUGAUGAGACGCUUGCGGGGACAGACUCGGCCCCCAUUGCCUCUGCCCCACCCGUGGCCCUGCCCGCCCCUCCCGCCGAUCAGAGGACUUGUGACAGCCCUGACGAAUCCUCCUUCGACUUGACAAGUGGAGCUGGCUCUUUGUUGGACGGUAACGCCCCAGUUUCCUUGUCUUCCUCGUCUUCCUCCACCCAAAGCAGUGGGAUGGCGGAGGGGGACAGGACUGUUGACCGAUGCGUGGAGCCGGAGCCUUCGGGGAAGCCAGAACUGCAGGUUGGCAUGGGUGGCGGCGGGCACAGCCCCCGACCCACCUCUCCCCCCUCCGCUGCUAUGGUCACAGCUCCUGCAACUACUGACGAGGGCGAUGUGGAAGGCCAGGCUAACGGCCUGCCUGAGCCAGCCCCUUCUGCCGACGGCACCGCUCACGGACUCCGGGACUCGUCCGAGACAGGCGAGGUCCAGCAAGGCUCCGCCCUUGUUCAGGCCCCUUCAGACUUGCAGGUCCAGCCUGGUGCCGAGCAGGCGACCUCACUGGCCCCUGCUGCAGUGCCCGCACCCAACCCUCCUAAAUCCUGGGCCAGUCUCUUCCACAACUCCAAGCCUCUGCCAGGGGGCCCGCAGGCGUAUGUGGAGGUGAAAAACACGACUGUCGCUGCGCCUACCUCCCCAGCAGCCGGUGAGCAGCCACAGAAGAUGUGCGAGGCGCGGGAGGGGCCUGUUCCCGUCUCUGAGGAUCCUAUGGCCCCUAAACUGGCAGAACUUAUUGAGAAUGUGAAGUUGAUACACAAACCGGUGUCUUUGCAACCAAGAGGACUGAUCAACACGGGAAACUGGUGCUAUAUCAAUGCUACCCUGCAGGCCCUGAUUGCAUGCCCUCCCAUGUAUCACCUGAUGAAGUCCAUCCCCCUCUUCACUGAGACCCAGAGACCCUGCACCUCCACACCCAUGAUGGACAACUUUGUUCGACUUGUAAAUGAGUUCAGCAAUAUGCCUGUCCCCUCCAAGGCCAAGCAGCAAGCUGCUGGAGAGAAACUAAUAAAAGACAUCAGACCAGGAGUUCCCUUUGAGCCCACAUACAUCUACAGACUCCUCACCCUCAUUAAAUCCAGCCUUUCAGAGAAGGGUCGACAGGAAGAUGCCGAGGAGUAUCUGGGCUUCACCCUGAACGGACUACACGAGGAGAUGCUGGCCCUCAAGAAACUCAUCUCUCCACAGGAAGAGAAAGUGUCCACACCUAAUGGGCCAGGGCCCCACCCAGGUCCUGAGGAAGACCCUACCCCGAGGGGGGAGGAAGAGGCUGAGGAAGGCAACGAAGAUGAGUGGGAGCAGGUGGGACCCAGGAACAAAACCUCCAUCACCCGCCAGGCCGACUUCAUCCGCACCCCCAUCACUGACAUAUUCGGAGGGCAUAUAAGAUCGGUGGUGUACCAGCAGAGCUCAAAGGAGUCUGCCACGCUGCAGCUCUUCUUCACUCUGCAGCUGGAUAUCCAGUCGGAGAAGAUCCGCACGGUCCAGGAGGCACUGGAGAGCAUGGUGGCCCGCGAGGCUGUCCAGGGCUACACCACGAAAAGCAAGCAGGAGAUUGAGAUCAGUCGGAGAGUGACCCUGGAGGAGCUUCCCCCUGUCCUGGUCCUCCAUCUCAAGAGGUUUGUCUUUGAGAAGACGGGCGGCUGCCAGAAGCUGGUGAAAAACAUCGACUACCCUGUCGACCUGGAGAUCAGCAAAGAUCUCCUCUCACCAGGGGUGCGGAGCAAAACCCUGAAAGGCCAAAGAACCUACAGGCUCUUUGCAGUCGUCUAUCACCAUGGGAACAGCGCCACGGGCGGCCAUUACACUACGGAUGUCUUCCACAUUGGGCUCAAUGGCUGGCUGCGCAUUGAUGACCAGGCUGUGAAGGUGACCAACCAGUAUCACGUGGUGAAGCAGACAUCGGAGCGUACUGCCUAUCUACUGUACUACCGCCGCGUCGACCUGCUGUAGAAAACGCAUGGGCUCACACACACAUCACACACACACACACGCAUACACAUACACAUGCCUACACACGCACACUCAUCUACAGGAAUACUGCCCUAAUACACUUCUCCUGUUGCGACCUUUGCUCCACUGGCCCACCCCCCAGUCCCUUUGGCCCGUGCUUUUCCAAAGAGCCAGCUUGUCCAAGCCCCCCCUCCGAUCUUUUUGGUUUUGGAAGGAGAGAAAAACCCCGUACCUAAAAAGACUUCCUUGAGCUGGAGUUUCCCCCUCCAUACCGCCACCUCCCCACUGCCUCGCCACCACCUGUGACUGUGGAAUUAUCUGAAGGGUGUUCUUUGCAUUGUGAGGGGAACGUGCCCCCCUGGUGGGCAGUAUAGACCGGAGACACUUCUGUGCCCACCGUCUCACGUCAGACUGGCACAAAGCACGAAUUCUGGCCAGCGGAUGGCUUUACCUGAGGGACUGUGCUGAAGGGAAGUCAUUCUUUUCCCUUUGUUUUUGUUUAAUCUACUUUUUUAAUGGCAUAGCAAGAGAUGAAAGCAAAAAUGAUUUUGCCUUUUACCAAGGGGACUUGUCAGCCGAUUGAUUUGCAGCAGUUCAGUGAAGCCGGACGGAAAUCUUGACCAGAGUCAAAACGAGAAGCUCUGCACCAGCAAACUACGACGACAAAAUAUACUAUACGUGUAGAUCGCCACGUGCAAGUUUGUUUUUUCUUUUUUAAUUUCUGAAUUUUGAAGCAAGCCACUUGUUCAAGCAGCGCUGCCACCCCCCCCUGUGCUUGUCUAUCUCUCUCUGUCUAUCUCUCUUUGUGCUUCUCUCUCUCUCUCUCUCUCUCUCUC
Messenger RNA from Electrophorus electricus (electric eel), 3672 nucleotides. RefSeq names its product ubiquitin specific peptidase 10 (gene usp10). Gene Ontology annotation, biological process: DNA damage response, signal transduction by p53 class mediator; protein deubiquitination; regulation of autophagy. Gene Ontology annotation, molecular function: cysteine-type deubiquitinase activity. Gene Ontology annotation, cellular component: nucleus; cytosol. The record is from RefSeq and is a predicted model, not a curated record. Lineage: Eukaryota; Metazoa; Chordata; Actinopteri; Gymnotiformes; Gymnotidae.